AAACAAGUGCUGCCCGUUGACCACGUCGAGCACAGCCGGUCCAAAGGAAACCUAACAUACGCUCUUCUUGGUCCUCUGACCCGCUCGCGAUGGCAUACGCUUCAAAAAAAGAGGAAGAGAGUGGUCUGAGCUCAUACUACAACAAUAAAACCACAAUAAUACAGGAGGCCCGCGUUUUCAAUGACUCCCCAAUCAGCCCGAGAAAGUGCAGGGCGUUACUCACGCGCAUAGUCUAUCUGCUCUAUGUCGGUGAGACGUUUGGGACGCAAGAGGCAACGACGCUGUUCUUCGGGACUACGAAGCUUUUUCAGCACAAGGACAGUGCACUGCGGCAAAUGGUCUAUCUGGCUAUCAAAGAGCUGGCAACUACGGCUGAAGAUGUCAUCAUGGUCACGAGCAGUAUAAUGAAAGAUAUGCAACCCAACUCUGAGGUCAUCUACAGACCAAAUGCCAUCCGUGCAUUAUGCCGCAUCAUAGAUCCCUCUAUGGCCCAGGGAGUUGAACGUUUCUUCAAGGCUGCUAUCGUUGACCGCACACCCUCCAUCUCAUCUGCAGCCCUCGUCUCCUCUUACCAUCUCUUCCCUCAAGCCAAGGAUGUUGUCAGACGCUGGGUUAACGAAGUUCAAGAGGCCGUCAAUGCCAAAACAUCUGGAUCUUUUUUUGGCGGCGCGUCUUCUGGUUCAUACCUUAACUUUGGUUCAUCGGGAAACUCGAAUAGCGGGUACCAGCCUAUUCCGUCCAGCAGCUAUAUCACGCAGUACCAUGCCUUGGGUUUACUCUACUUGAUUCGUCAACAGGAUCGCAUGGCCGUCACUAAAAUGAUCCAGCAACUCGGAGGAGGCAAGUCUGGUGCUGGCACUACGCUCAAAAACGCGAUGGCUUUAUGUAUGCUCAUUCGUUAUGCCGCCAAGGUCAUGGAAGAGGAUCCGAACGUUCAAAGGCAAAUGGUCGAUUUACUGGAAGGCUGGCUACGGCAUAAGAGUGACAUGGUCAACUUCGAAGCGGCUCGUGCUAUUUGCGAGAUGAAAAACGUUGGGCCUGCUCAGCUCACCAAAUCAAUAGCAGUCUUGCAGCUGUUCCUCUCAUCUCCCAAAUCUGUCUUAAAAUUCGCUGCGACCCGCACGUUGGCUUCUCUUGCUUUAUCACACCCUGCUAGUGUCGCUACUUGCAACGUUGACCUGGAAAGCCUUAUUACGGAUUCAAACAGAAGCGUCGCCACCUAUGCGAUUACUACGUUGCUCAAGACCGGUAAUGAGGCAUCUGUGGACCGUCUCAUGAAACAGAUCACUGGAUUCAUGUCCGAGAUCAGUGACGAGUUCAAAGUUAUCAUCGUGGAUGCCAUACGCUCAUUAUGCCUCAAAUUCCCUUUGAAACAUGCAUCUAUGCUUGCCUUCCUUUCAGGUGUUCUCCGAGAUGAAGGCGGUUACGAUUUCAAGCGUGCUGUUGUUGAAGCUAUAUUUGACAUGAUCAAAUUUAUUGGGGAAUGCAAGGAACAGGCACUGUCACACCUGUGUGAAUUCAUCGAGGAUUGCGAGUUUACCAAGCUGUCUGUUCGCAUCCUUCAUUUGCUGGGCGCCGAAGGGCCAAAAGCCCCUCAGCCAACGAAGUACAUCCGCUUCAUCUACAAUCGAGUAGUUCUGGAGAAUGCUACCGUCAGGGCAGCUGCGGUUUCUAGCUUGGCCAAGUUUGGUGUCAAUGCGGUAGAUGCUGGCUUGCGGAGGAGCAUUGGUGUACUACUUAACCGUUGCCUCGAUGACGUAGACGAUGAAGUUCGUGAUCGUGCUGCUAUGUUCCUGAGGGUACUCAAGGAGGCUACCUUGGCUGAUGCAUAUAUUAAAGAAGAAUCCGUAUUCUCCUUGGCUGCUCUGGAGUCAAAAUUGGUCGCCUAUGUGAACGACCCCGAUGCUAUACAAACACCCUUUGACGCCACGUCAAUACCCAAGAUCAGUCGGGCUCAACUUGCUGCAGACGCAACUCGUCCCAGUACACUCGAUACCAUUGCUGUUCCUAGCGCUAAGAAGACUUCCGCGUCGCCACCACCACCGACUGCUGCAGAAACACAGUCCGCCUACUUACAACAGCUCUCUGAAGUUCCUGAAUUGGCUUCAUAUGGACCUGUUCUCAACAGCAGCACGAAGCCAGUGCAACUUACAGAAACUGAAACUGAAUACCAGGUCACGUGUGUAAAGCAUAUUUUCAAGGAACAUGUCGUAUUCCAAUUCAAUGUAUCGAAUACUUUACCGGACACAGUCCUUGAACAGGUAUCAGUGAUCAUGCAACCACAAACGGAUUCCGGCUUGACAGAGGAUUUCAUCAUUCCUGUACCUUCACUCGCAUCCUCGACGUCACCCAGCAUCGUUUAUGUCUCAUUUACGCGAGACACUCCAGAGGAGUAUACGACUGCCUCGUUCCAAUGUAUUCUCAAGUUCAUUAGCAAGGAACUCGAUCCAUCGACUGGUGAGCCAGAGGAAGAAGGUUAUGAAGAUGAAUACCAGCUUGAGGAGGUGGAGUUGUCUGCUGGUGGAGAUUACAUCAUUCCCAGCUACAGUACUUUCUCAGCGGAGUGGGAUCGUCUACGAUCAGGUGCUACUGCUACGGAGACAUUCUCACUUGGUUCUAUGGACAGCCUUAAAGCUGCCUGCGACUCAAUUAUUGAGGUAUUGAACAUGGAAGCGCUCGGUGGGACUGAGACACCGUCAUCAAGCUCUGUGCACACAAUGCAGCUUUCUGGUCUUGUGACAGGUGGAGGAGGAAAGGUAUUGGUGCGCUGUCGGAUGACGUUCGCCAAAGGAACGGGGGUGACACUAGAACUGGGGGUGCGUGCAGAGAAGGAGAACGCAUGCAACCUGGUGCUUGCGGCCGUUGGAGGUUAGACGUAAAAUCGGUAGUGUGUGUAAUCGGAUGCCAUACCCCCAAAUAAUCGUACGACACCGAGUGUGACUACCACUUAUGUUGCUGGCUUACUAUUCCCAUCUACUGGAUAUGCAUAUUUUCACACUAA
Serpula lacrymans var. lacrymans S7.9 is the source of this 3001-nucleotide messenger RNA. RefSeq lists its product as uncharacterized. Gene Ontology annotation, molecular function: structural molecule activity. The record is from RefSeq and is a predicted model, not a curated record. Gene Ontology annotation, cellular component: COPI vesicle coat; Golgi membrane; endoplasmic reticulum-Golgi intermediate compartment. Lineage: Eukaryota; Fungi; Basidiomycota; Agaricomycetes; Boletales; Serpulaceae. The transcript has 11 exons. Gene Ontology annotation, biological process: protein secretion; intracellular protein transport; endoplasmic reticulum to Golgi vesicle-mediated transport. Bases 90 to 2873 code for a protein of 927 amino acids.